AUGGGAGUUGCUUUGGCAGAGGUGGACACGAACCACCAGACGCCCUUGUUCUACGCUGCCUCCCGUGGAAACCUGCCCAUGGUGCGGUUGUUGCUGAACUUGGGAUUCGAGGUCAAUUUCCGGGACUGCUGGAAGGAGACCGCCCUCUUCUACGCAAUAAAUAAUUCGCACAUGGAUGUGGUGACCGUUCUGGUCGAGCAUGGCGCCUCCCAGUUGGUGAAAUCCAAGAAGAUCAACAAGACGCCGCGAGAGCUUCUGAAGGCGAAGAACCAGCUCGUGCCCGACACCCGCAAGCGGCCACGACCUUCCCCGACUCCUCCGAGCCCCUGUCCUGCUGCCCUUGCAAGGAGCCGUCUUGCCAUCUUUGAAUGGCAGAAGGAAGAGAGCGCCACUGAGCCAUCGAUCGAAAAGGCUGAGGACCACGUCGUGGUCGAAAGUGAGGACUUCUUUGUCAGUGAUACUGUCAAAGAUUGCGCCAAACGGCUCCGGCGCUCCGAACGGGAGUUUGCCGUGGAUCAUGCGGACCUACACGCGGCACAGCCAUGGUGCGAGCACCUAACUGUAAAAGAAGCCGCAAAAUUAGUAGGUGUGCCAGCAGAGGUAACCGACGAGGCCGAAGAGAAACACGUCGCCUGCAUUGAAGAGCUGGCGACGGGACUCAACCCGACCAAGUUUACACUCACAGCUGUUUCAGAGAGGACUAAGAACGUUGCCGGCUACGUGUUCGCCCACUUCGAAGACAAAGAGCUCACGAUCGGGCAGCUGAAGGUUGAUCGCCCGCACCAGGGCAAAGGCUUAGGCGGCCUGCUUCUGGAAGCCGCAGAGAAAAGGGCCGUAAAGCUGGGAUGCUCGCUCUCCAGGGUGAAGCUGAGUGUGUUGGAGACCAACGAGAAA
Molecule: messenger RNA, 894 nt
Organism: Symbiodinium sp. CCMP2456
Lineage: Eukaryota; Dinophyceae; Suessiales; Symbiodiniaceae
Source: the annotation of a GenBank genome assembly